Messenger RNA from Vicugna pacos (alpaca), 1898 nucleotides. Lineage: Eukaryota; Metazoa; Chordata; Mammalia; Artiodactyla; Camelidae. The record is from RefSeq and is a predicted model, not a curated record.
UCUUCUCUCUGUGAAUCUCAGGCCCUGUGCCCACUCCCCGCCCAGCUUGUUUUUUUUGCCUCUGUCCCAUCGACAUUCAUCUUCCUGCUCUUCCUCCAUCUCCCUCAAGCCCCUCUCCCUCUGACACUUCUUCCUCUGGCCUGUGUUUCUCUUACUGUUUCUCUGCCUCUGUCCCUCCCUCUCUCAGCACCUCCCAGCACUUUUCCCUGAACCUUCACUACCACCCCAUCCACCCUGCCCUGGGGUCCCUCUCCCUGGGUUCCUCCUAGAUUAUAACACAUUCACCCACUGGGCAGGCGGGUUCUCAUUAACAAUUGUGGCUGCUUCUCUGGCCAGAGAGGUGGAGGGAGGAGAUGGGACCAGGGAUCCUGGAAUGGGAACUAGGCAAUUAAAAAAAAAAGUCAAGAGAUGGGCGGGGGGGGGGCAGGGCCAGCUACUCAGACCAGGGAUAAAAGGCCUCCGUGAGUGACAAAGAAGGAGGACACGAUCCCCACUUCCUCCAGGCAGGAGACAGCAAGGCAGGACCCAAGCCCUUCUCAGCCACCAAGGAGCCCCCAGACCCUGCCCUCCAGAAUCCAACCCCAACCCCCAGAAUGUUCCUCCUGCUGACAGCACUUCAGAUCUUGGCUGUAGCCCUGGCACAGAGCCAAGGGAACGAGAACAAGAUAAUUGGUGGCUACACCUGCACCCGGAACUCCCAGCCGUGGCAGGCGGCCCUGCUGACAGGCCCCUCGCGUCGCUUCCUCUGUGGAGGGGUCCUGCUGUCCGACCAGUGGGCCAUCACUGCUGCUCACUGCGCCCGCCCGACACUUCGAGUAGCCCUGGGCAAGCACAACCUGAGGGGCUGGGAGGCCACACAGCAGGUGCUGCGCGUGGUUCACCAGGUGCGCCACCCCCAGUACAACUCCCGGACCAACGAGAACGACCUGAUGCUGCUGCGGCUGGAGCGGCCCGCGCGGCUGGGGAGGGCGGUGCGGCCGAUCGCCACCGCCAGCUCCUGUGCCAGCCCGGAGACUCCCUGCCUUGUGUCGGGCUGGGGCACCAUUUCCAGUCCUACCAAGGUGUCAGCAGGCCUACCCUGGAGCCAUCACUGCUGGCAUGGUCUGUGCAGGGGUCCCCCAAGGAGGGAAGGACUCUUGUCAGGUGAGGCCCAGGGAGACAGCCUGAGGAAGGGGGUUGUUUGGGGCUGGAACUUACAAAGGACCUCAAGAGCAUGAAGACCAGUGGUGCUCCCCCCGCCUCCAACCCAGAGACCAAGAAGGGUUGUGAUAACCAGGCUGCCUCCUAGCUGCUUGCCCUGAGUAAUGGACCUAACCUUCCGGGCCUCAGUUUCCUCACCUGCCCCACAGGCAUAGCAUGGCUUAGUUGGUGGAAUUAGAUGGACUGGUCCACGGAAGGAGUACAGAGCUCUGAUCACUGCUGUCACUGCCAUCAUUACAUAUGGGCACCUAGACAGCUGUGCUCAGGGCCUCUAGGGAGCGUCACCUGUCCUGAGAGAUGACUCCAGAGACAAGAGAUCUGGAGGCACACAGGUUUCUGGAGAUGGAGCUAAGUGGAACAGGGGCCCAAGAGACCCAAGGGACCGAGACAGAGUGGGAACUAGUGAAGAGGGAAGGAAGAGACCCACAACGCCCAGGGGCUGAGAUGUCCAGUCUCAGCCCACCCCCGCCCUAUCUUUGCCUCUCGGGCUCUCCACACCCACAGCUCUGGCCAUCUGUUGGUGGGUGUCUCCAUCUCUGCCUCUCCCCACUCAGGGUGACUCCGGGGGACCCCUGGUGUGCAGAGGUCAGCUCCAGGGCCUCGUGUCCUGGGGGAUGGAGCACUGUGCCCAGCCUGGCUUCCCCGGCGUCUACACCAACCUGUGCAAGUACCACACCUGGAUCCAGGAAACCAUGCGA